Messenger RNA from Neltuma alba, 1667 nucleotides. RefSeq names its product signal recognition particle 43 kDa protein, chloroplastic-like. The record is from RefSeq and is a predicted model, not a curated record. Lineage: Eukaryota; Viridiplantae; Streptophyta; Magnoliopsida; Fabales; Fabaceae. The transcript has a single exon. Bases 102 to 1196 code for a protein of 364 amino acids. Gene Ontology annotation, molecular function: protein binding.
CCACGAAGUGGAUGUGAUUCCUUAUCUCCAAACAAACACCAUCACCCUUCCGUCCCCGUCAUUUAAUCGGCCAUCCUCAACCAAAACCACCAAACUCACAAAUGGAAGCUCUGCUUCUGAGUAAACCUGUUUCCCACUUCAGAUUUACUUCCAAACACAAACAUUCUUCACCUCUUUUCACUUUUCCCGCACGAUCUCUUCGCCUUCAACCGACUGAAGCCGCCUUAUUCACCUUCCGCGCCAUUCAAAAUCAAGAAAAGCAAAUUUUCCAGGACACGCCCGCUCCCGUCGACAAGGAGGAUGAAUCCUACGGAGAAGUUAAAGGUAUUAUCGGAAGCAGAGCCCUUGAAGGCGGUACUGGCAUGGAGUAUCUGAUCGAAUGGAAAGAUGGUCAUGAGCCCUCCUGGGUCCCCUCCGAUUUUAUCGCCAAAGACGUGGUGGCCGAGUACGAGACCCGGUGGUGGACUGCGGCCAGGAAAGCCGACGAAGCAGCUCUCAAGCAGCUCAUUGACGCCGACGACGGCAGGGACAUCGACGCGGUCGACAGUGACGGGCGAACCGCGCUCCUGUUCGUGUCGGGUCUGGGGUCGGAGCCGUGCGUGAGGGCCCUGGCCGAAGCGGGGGCAAAUCUGGACCAUCGAGAUAAUUCGGGGGGACUGACGGCGCUCCACAUGGCGGCCGGAUACGUGAGGCCGGGCGUGGUGAAGCUUCUGGUGGAUCUGGGGGCGGACGUUGAGGCGGAGGACGACAGGGGACGGACGCCGCUGGAGCUGGCGAAGGAAGUUCUGAACGCAACACCGAAGGGGAACCCGAUGCAGUUCGGGAGGAGGAUAGGGCUGGAGAGCGUGAUAAGAUAUCUGGAGGGGGCAAUAUACGAGUACGCGGAGGUGGAGGGGAUAGCGGAGAAGAGAGGGAAGGGGGAAAACACGGAGUAUUUGGUGAAAUGGAAAGACGGAGGGGAGAACGAGUGGGUGAAGGCGAAGUAUGUAGCAGAGGAUGUGGCUGGAGACUACGAAGCGGGACUGGAGUAUGCGGUGGCGGAGAGAGUGAUGGGGAGAAGAGAGGGGGAGGAGGGGAAGGCAGAGUUUCUGGUGAAAUGGGCGGACAUGGAGCAGCCCACGUGGGAGCCCCAAGAGAAUGUGGAUCCUCAGCUCGUACGGGAAUUUGAGGAGGCCCAAAACACCAGCCCGCCCUGACACUUGGGCCUCACAAUUGAGAUGAGAGUAGUCUGAUUUAAUUAAUGGCAAUGGAAUUACGGGGAAAGCUGGUUGGGGGCGGAGAUUAGGCGGGUUGAGUUGUAGUUGGGAAUGAGAUGGGGGCAGGGGCAGGAUGUUUUCCUUGUUUGUGUGGGGGGAGGAAAUUGAGAGAGAAGGCAAAGGACGAGGAGAGGACGGCAUUAGAAAAGCGUAUGCGAUUGAAUUCAAUCAUGUAUGUACAUUCAACAUGAGAUUAGAUCAGAGAUAGGCGUGUUGUUGAAAAAGUAAAAGCAACGACGUGGUGCAGACUGCAGACUGCUCUCAGAAUUGGGCCCACAUAAGUUUGUGUUCAAACCAAACUCAUUUGAACAUUUUUGCCCGCCCCUUGAGCUUUGUGAGUCAAGCAACGUUCUCCCGUGUCACAAAAACGUUGAAUUGUUUUGUGCUGCUAACGCCCAUUCAUUCAUUUCA